Messenger RNA from Schizophyllum commune H4-8, 2248 nucleotides. RefSeq lists its product as uncharacterized. The transcript has 14 exons. Gene Ontology annotation, biological process: regulation of DNA-templated transcription; DNA-templated transcription. The record is from RefSeq and is a predicted model, not a curated record. NCBI's taxonomy places the organism in Eukaryota, Fungi, Basidiomycota, Agaricomycetes, Agaricales, Schizophyllaceae. Gene Ontology annotation, molecular function: DNA binding; DNA-binding transcription factor activity, RNA polymerase II-specific; zinc ion binding. Bases 1 to 2130 code for a protein of 709 amino acids.
AUGGCCGACGUGCAGGAGCAUCCUGCUUCGGUGGCGCAGACUCCGCCGCCUUCGAAACCCGCCAAACGGCGCUACGGCGCGUCGUGUGAGGCGUGCAGACGACGAAAGCGUCGCUGCGAUGGCAAGGGUGCCAACGGCGUCUCGCUCUGCAAGUACUGUCCACAAGCAGGGAUUCCCUGCGUCUUCCCGCCUCGCUCCGGUGAGGCCUCGCGCAUCGGGCGUGCGUACUCAGAGCUCGAGACAUGCAAGGAGCUACUCUUCGGCCUCGCCCGCGCGAGCGACGACGACAGGGAGCGCAUGUUGAGCAAGUGGAUCACCAAGCAAGAGGAGAGCGGGAUGUCCUCAUCGCGGGGUAGCGGGAGCGACCGCCCCACCAAGCGAGCUCGCCGCGACAGCAUCUCGACGAUCAUGAGCACCACCGAUGAGCACAACACGUCCGAGCACCCAGAGUCACCUGUGGGGGAAGUCCACCCGGAGAAGGACAUUGCGCCGACGAUGCACGGACUCAUCGUCGCCGACCACAACCAUCGGCCGGUGCUCCCUUCCAUCGACAACCAGUACGAUCAGACGUUGGCCCGCCUCAUCGACUUCGCCUGCGCUGGGUCGGCGAACCUGGGUCCUCCGACAGUGGACGAGGCUCGCCUCAUGCUUGACAGCUACUUUUGCUGGCAGAACCCUCGAUACAUGAUUCUUUCCCGACCCAUCCUCGAGAUGAGCAUACAAAACAUCGACGAGCAGUUUUGCUCAGAGUUCUUGCUCUGCUCACUGUACGCGGUGGCUUCGCGACACCUCCCAGAGCUACAGUCGCGAACCGACGACUUCUCGAUAAAAGCCCACAUCCUGCUCGCCGCCGAACUAUGUAAGCCUAGUUCGUUCGCAACGGCGCAAGGGUUGAUUCUGCUCGCCGCAAACCUCGCCACGCAAGGGUCGUACUCGCAAUCAUGGAACAUCACCGGCCUCGCUGUCAGGCUGUUUGGUGACUUGGGGUGUACUGCCGACAUGGUUCCUUCCGCCGACAUGGACGCCGCCGAAGUCCUGUCACGACAGCGAGUAUACUGGACUGCAUACGUUUGGGACAAGUCCCUCUCGCUUGCUAUGAGCAGGAAGCCUACGCUCAGGACGAAGACGCCUCCUCCAGACUUCUCAGUUCUGGACGAUCCAGUAAACGCGUGGAAGCCCUUCUACACGCCGUUCCAAAAGGCGACUCAGCGGGUCCACAUCCCUCCUGUAUUUCCGCCAAGCAACGAGAUGACUACCUUCUAUCACGUCUGCCUUGCUUACCAGUUCCUGGACGAGAUCAUCGAAGAGAUAUACGAGCAUCGAGAACGAAGGCCUCUGCAGACGCGCUCCUUCGUGCUCGACAUUCGCGACCGUAUCAUCGGCUGGCAAGGUUCGGUGCCGCCGGAGAUCCUGCUGGAUACGGAGGACAUUCCAGAGCUACCUGUUCCCCCACCUCACAUAAUCGAGUUCAACCUUCUCGUUCACACCACCUGGAUCCUCCUCUAUCGCCCUUUCCUUACAGAGGAGGACUCCGCUACCGCCAUCCCUCACUCGACGACCGCUUGCCAAAAGUCUGCAACCGACAUUCACUUUUUGUUGCGACUUUACGAGUCGAACUAUCCGCUUUCGCGCAUUUUCUAUCUUAUCAUCUAUGCCGCCUUCUGCUCCGCCACCAUCGACAUGGACCUAAUCACGGACGAAGACACCUCGGUUGCGGCUGCUGCGCGUUCGCGUCUGGAGCUCACCCUUCGAGUCCUCGCUGUGGGCUGCAAGUACGACCUGCCGGGUAUUCAGAAGUCCGUCGUAGCGCUGCGCAAUCAGCUGGACAAGACCAAGCCGUCGAGUAAUGCAAUUUCGGAGGACAAGGCGCCCGUGAAGGUUGAGACCGAACUUUCUGCCCUCGACAUAUCGCCGUUGCUGCACGUAACUUACGAACCGUCUUCGGCGUUUUCGACGUCGCCGAGUGAUGGUGAGUUCGUCUUUGGGGAGCCGCCUUACCUCGGCAGCCCACUGUUUGGGUCGAGCGUGGACUGGAACCGACUGUUAGCGGAGCAUUGCUCGUCCAAGGAGAAUGCGGACCUUGACAACUUGCCGAACUGGCCGGCUGAAGCUGGAUUAAACUUCUUCUAAUAUUUUGACAGCGGACUACAUUAGCUAACCUGUACUUCAACUGUACAGUAUAUAGAUUUCGGGUAUUUACUGGUACUGUAUUUGGGCUGGUCGUAAUUUGCUAUGGUUCUCGGGCUAC